Paramuricea clavata is the source of this 3640-nucleotide messenger RNA. The record is from the annotation of a GenBank genome assembly. NCBI's taxonomy places the organism in Eukaryota, Metazoa, Cnidaria, Anthozoa, Malacalcyonacea, Plexauridae.
AUGACUGGACGGGGUAAGAAGAGUUCAAAGAAGAAAAAAUUUGCUUCGGGAGUUUCACAACAUAACCUGCUAGCAUUUGGCAGUGCUGAAGGUUUGCCGUCAGAUGAUAGUGAAGACUCGGAUUAUCAACCGUCAGAUGGUGAACAACCCAGUACUAGUAAGAGGAAACGAGGUAUGGUAUUACGAGACCAACUGCUAUAUUUCAUUGAUGUUGGUCAUACAAGGAAGAAAGGGGUUGACUACCUCACAGGCAUUCAUCUUCGGUGAUUUCAAUAAACUUUGUCCAGUUUUGUAACAAUUUAAUAUUCAGCCCUAUCCUGCAAUGAACACUUGUGAGUGAGUAAAUGUCGACACUUACAGGAGCCAACAAAUUAAACUACAAUUAUCACAUAACAUUUUCUCAUUAUGGUAACUGCCAGUUGACCCAAUAAUAUAUUUUUUCUGCAAGGUAAAAAACAAUCAAGUUCUCAACCAGCUGUAAAGAAAUCGACGCGAACUGAAAUCCAGCCCAAGAAUACCUCGACAUCUCUAGACUGGUCACACAGAAUACCAAAUGAGCUGCUUCACAAAAUAUUUCUGUCAGCAGUUCAUAAUUUUUCUGCUGUACCAUUCUUAUGUAGGUGAGAAAUAUAUAACCAGAUUGCACGGCCUCAUGACAUGCUAGUCAUUUAAUUUAAAGUAGAUUUUACAUUGAAUAUACAGAUAUACAAUUUGCUUAAAUAAUCAAAUGCAAUAAUUUUGUCUAUAUUUCUAUCAAUCUUUUGCAGAAUUUCCCAAGUGUGUCGGAAAUGGCAAGCUGUUGCAUCAGAUGCGUCUCUCUGGUACUCUGUCGAUCUUUCUUUUAUGGCAAACUCUCUCAAGGCCAAGGAUGAAACAUUGAAUUUAUUGAGAGGAAGAAAUUUCUUAAAACACAUACAAAAUUUGAACUUCAAUGGUUGGCAUAAAUUGACAAGUUCAGGCUUGGAGGUAGAAUAACAUGAUAAUCAUGCCUUUCAAACAGAUGCAGGUCAUUGUCAGGUCUCUGUAGAAAGAGACCAGGAUGUCCAACCUGAUCUUCCAUGAAAUACUGGGGGCAGGGCAACCUAUUUGCUUAAAAAUGGUUGUUUGUAGAAUGGUUAUAAUCAGCCUCCUGGCUAAAUGGCUGCAGCCCACUAAUAGCAUUGUCAGUGCUUGCUUCUAUAUAAUAAGCAUAUACCUCCUCCUUUAGGUUAUUGGCAGUCAUUGUAUGGAGCUAAGGUCGAUAGAUUUAUCAAAAUGUGGAAAGGUCACAGCCAGAGGAGUAUCUCUUAUUGCAAGUUAUUGCACUAAACUGACAUCAAUCAAUCUGUCAUAUGUUCAGGUAUAUAAAUAUUGUGUUGUGUUUCAUUAUUCUGUUUUCAAUAAGAGUUUGCAUUUUACAAGCAACAGACGAUGGUCAACUGCAGAAAUGUUGACACUUUAUAGGAACAAGAAAAUUAUAUCUCUCAAUUAUAUUUAUUUGCCUCCAAAUACAAGAUUACUACUUAUGUUCAAAAGUAUUAAUAUUAUUUUCUUACUCUGAUAAUGGGUAUAGUAUAGUUGACCAACCUCUUCUACUUGUAAUUUUACUUCAGACAGAUGUUACAUCAAACAUGUCGAUUAAGAACUUACUCCAUGAACGAGGAUGUCAACUAGAAGCACUAUACUUGGCAGGAAAUAAAUCCAUUGGAACUCCUAGUUUGAUCGCUGUGCAGGUAUUAAUACUCCUUCCUGGAUUUGAGGAUCAUUCAAUCGCUGAUAUCUAAAAUACACUCUGAAGAAACUGGGAUAAAAGUUUAGAAUAUAUAUUAAAAGCUUCGUUUUAUACAUUGGUUCAAUGAUCAUUAUUAACCAAAAGUUCUCCCAGGACUAUAGCUAAUUUCUAUUGUUACUGUAAUUUUUUUAGUCUUGUUGUGAAAACUUAAAGAUCUUGGAUCUUUCUUGCACGUCCAUCACAAGUUUCCACGUAGAAAAAUUGCAGGUGACACAUAUCUUAUGAUACCAGUAUUAUAACAUUAUAACCCUUGAACAGUCCUUUGAUUGUAGUGCAUAUAGUUAAAAUAAUUGUUUUGCGUAUUUAGGCAGGAUGUCCACAUCUGAUUGAGCUGAGGCUGUCCCAGUUAUCAUUGCUACCAUCAACAGUUACAGCCAAUCAAAUGGUAAGUUGGUUAGCAUCAUUGAGCGAAACACCCUAAUACCAUACGCUAUCUCUUACCCUGUGAUUGACAACCAGGUUUGAGACUUGUAGGAUGACAUCCUGUAUACCAUGGGUUUUUCACAACUAACUGUAAAGCUGAAAGUCUCCUUAUGGACACCUCUCUGAUACAGACUAAAUUUCAAAUAUACAAUGUCGUUUUGACAACUUGUAUACGAAAAUCCAUUUAUUAUGAUCAGAUGUUCAAAAUAUUUUCAACAUUGAUUGUUUCGUUUUCUCGUAGGAUGCAUCUGCAGGUUUCCCAGAUCUAGAAUUACUAAGUUUGGCCAGUAUUACUGGAGGCGAUGGCACAGAUGACAGGUUUUUGCAAAGGUAAAUAUUGAAGAAUGAAAUGUGUCUUAUGAAGGAGAAAACUAAUUAUCAUAAACUGCGCUCAACUCGCGCAUGACUGCGUUCAUACUGCGGUUAUGUUGCGCCCAGACUGUGGUUGACUUGCGGACAAAGCACGCCAACGAAAAUAUUGAUGAAUUGCACUUUUACCGCAGGUUGUUGAAAACAUCAAGCAAGUUAAGACAGCUGGAUUUACGUGGAUGUGAGAAGAUUAGUCACCAAGCUUUUCCUGUACGUAGCUAACGAUUAUAUUCUUUAUUAUAUAUCAAACCAUUCAAUAAGAUAUGUAUUGAUGGUUUCACUAAGAUGAUGGUUAACUUGAGAAAUAUCGACACUUAUGCUUAAUAUUAUUUGACUCCAAAAACAAGACUGAAUAAAAACAUUUUCACACUCUGACAACUGCAAGUUGACCAUAUCUGCUGCACGAUAAUGCAGAAAAUUUAAACCAGCUCAUUGUUGCACUAAUGCAUGGUUAACUAGUUAUAUUUUCAUAUUUCUAGAAUCUCCCGGCAGUUUCACUAGAACAGCUAUUUUUGUCACGAUGUAAGAUUUCCUGGAAAGAUUUAUUCAAGAUUAUCAAAACUAGGGUACGUAGCUUAGUUUGAGUAUAAAAGCGUUCCAGGGCAGCACUGAGAUGGUGGUCCACUUGAGAAAUGUUGAUACUUAGGUUUAAUUAAUAUUUCUGUAUUUCUAGUGGCGAGACAGUUUAAAAGAGCUGGAUGUUUCAUGGUGUAAUAACUUAGAUGACGUUGCAUUGUUAACUCUGGCUAGUAUUCCUUAUACAAUUGUGACGACACUCAACCUGGCUGGAACUGGUGUGGGUACUGUAGGGGUCAGGUAAAAUACCCUCUCUUUACAUACUGAACGUAUUCCUUAGUUUGCUAUAUUCACGAUUUGAUACAAUACGCUUCUUGACCGUACUCUCUCUUAUUCUCUAGGAGUAUUGUUGAUUCUUGUCCUAACUUAACUGAGUUAAACCUCACGUCAUGUCGUGGUGUUCCCCGUGGUGUGAAACAACUUCAUGGCGCUGAAAACAUUAGAAAAUUGAGAGCGCAACUUCACAGCGCACCAGAGCAUGUUGAACUGGAUACGCUUUAG